AUGAAGUCAUUCACUGAAGAAUCAGCUAGCAGGAAAACCGAAGUUCAUCAAGAAGAUUUUCAAUCACUUUUGACGAGCUCCCAAAUGUGGAAUUUGUUCAAUUCACCUCUUCACGAUGAAUUUGAGAAACGAUUUGAGAAACUGGAUGAUCCAGAGAAUGAGUUUGUCGAGCUUCGUGAUUACUUGAUAACGAUGCUACUUCUACAAAGCGCUCAACGUCCUGGGGCUGUUUGUAACUUGACUAUUAACGAAUUCCAAGCUGGAGAAUGGGAUGAGAGCACAAGUGUAAAACAGUUUGUCACAUUGACAAAACGCCACAAGACGGCAGGUGUGUUUUGUACCAUGACACAAUGCAGGGCCUUCGCUCGGAAUAUUGAAUUUUUCAGGUACAAUGAGUGACAAAAUAGGUGGACCACUUUAGGCCGAGGCAGUAACAGAAAGUCCCAUCCCCCUGUUCAAUGUUGUGAGACUAAAAUUAACAUUUUAUCUGACCAGCUUUCGUGUCCUAGUGUGUUGUUGACAAAUCUACAUCACCUAUAUAUUGAUAAUUACAAGUGGUUUGCAAUAUAAAAAUUUUGCUUUUUACCCUACUUGUAACGUAUGCAUAUCAAAUGCAUAUCCAAGAUGGUGAAAUUCACGCUGCUUUUGAUCAAAAUAAGUCGAUUUAUUUCGAAAACCAAGUAACAUGCGGAAGUAAAGGAAAUUUAUAUAUCAUUUAAAAUGUUCUUUCAAAUAAGACAAACUUAAUUUAUAUUGCCAUAUCCCUUUAACAUUCAAGUGUCCCAGCUUUCAAUGUCACUGAUUGUAGUUGCAUUCACCUACUUUUUUCUGUAAUAAUUCUGAAUGAGUGAUUUACUAAGGCCGGCCGGUAUCUUCACUAAUCCCAGACAUGAAACAAAAAUUAGGAGAGAACAAAAGGUUACUGAGUUUGCAUUGUAUUAACAAAAUUUUAUAACGACAUUUUUUCAGGUACUGGACCAGCAAGCCUAUCCUGGGAUACUCAUAUCUACAAGUGUGCCCAGAUUUACUUGGAGGUACUAAGACCAACUGUGGCAAACAAGCAUUCAUUUCUCCAGCGAAAAGACAAAAGAGAGAAAGAACCACUUUUCUUUCUGACAGCGAGAGGGAAUCCUAUUCCUUCUUCGCAGAUUUCUAACAGAAUAACUAAAGUUGCUAAAUUGCUGGACCCAUCAAUUUCUGGUAAUGUGACCGGAAAGCGAAUUCGUAAGUCGGCAGUAUCCAGCCAUCGACAGCUUGAUGACUCCGGCGAAUCAAGUGGGCUGUCGAAAGAAGAACUUGCUCGGCAAAUGUCCCAUUCAACGUCAACUGCAGAAGGACACUAUGCCAUGAGAGACACAAUUAAAGGUACAGUAUUUGCACAUAAAGCUAAGAUUUGUUCAUGCAACAAUUGAUCAUGGUAAGCGGAGUGGUAAAAGCAUUUUCAUAGAAGCAAGAUGCAAAAUGCUGGUAACUUAUUCAAAUUUAAAUACAACGACCCUCUGCAACCAAUCUUUGAAUGGAAGUAUCUGCAUGGACUUUUGCGCUGAUCUUAUUAAUAUUGUAAUAUGUAUUUUUGUUGCUGUAGGUUGUGCCAGAGCAUCGAAUUUCCUUCGCUAUGUCGUCGCAACAACCCCUGGAAAAGGUAUGUUAUAGCCUGCCUGAGUAACAUAUAAGGUGGAUUUCCACUGUCGCGUUUUUCUUACAUGCAUAUACGCACGUAAAUGUUUAAAUCUUUCUCAAUUUUGUAUUAGUUGUAAUUACCUCAACAAAUACACUUUAAAUCACACACAAAACUAAAUGCUGUAAUAUUAUUAUCCUGCGUGGCAGGCUCAGUGAAACAAGAGGCUGCAACAAUCUCAAGGAAAGUUGAUCACCGGCCACUAAUUACUAUAAUAAUUUAUUUUCAAUCCAACCAAUCAUAUUCUCUGAAAUUCGUGUGUGUGAUGCAGUGUGAGUAAUAACUAAUAUACUUUAUUACUGUUGCAGUUAAUCAUAUGGAGCAGCUCAAACUUUUUAACAAAUGGCAGUUUAAAUUACUUUUGGAGUAAAAAAACAGAAUUUACUCCGGCGACAUCAGUUUGGUACAUGUGAUAAUAUGUCAGAAUGGUCUAAUAAUAGACUAAAAAAUACACUUAAUUAGUUCAUAAGCAACUUUUGAAGGGAUUUAAACUUUCAUGUACCUGCACGUAGGUGUGUAUAUAUGAAAAACGCGACAGUGUAAAUUCACCUUUAGUUCUGAAAACAUCGAAGUAGUACUGUUACCAAUAACAGUUGUUACCUUGACGCCAUUAUGUAAUGUUAUUUCUGUUUGUAAUAGCGAAAUCUCCAAAGAAAAUGAAGCCAGAAGGGUUGUGGAAAGCUGUUGUUCGUAGGAAAGUGUCACCAGAAAAACCAUUACGAAGUUUACGAAAGCAACUGCCUGGUAAGUAAUUAAAUGUGUAGUCACUUUUUUAAUAAAUUUCUUUCUUUUACCAAGCAAUGUGUUGAUGGCCUUUCACAUCACUAAAAUACUAAUUUCGUCCACGGCAACUAGGUGUAAUAACAUACCUAUUUCGCUGCUCUGGUUUUAUUCAAAUGAAUGCAGAGCCCAGUCGAAUAGACCUUUAUAAAAAGGUUGACAUCAGCAGGCUUGUGAUGUAGAAAGCUUAGAAUUGUUUAGUUGUUUUGAGUUUUUUAAAAGCCAUAAGAAACCAGUAUUAUGGUAAGUUUGAAGUAAAUUUUUCAAUAUAUAGGCCUAAUAAGCGGUUUUCGUAUUUGUCCUAGUUUAAAUUUUAUUUGUUUUUAUAUUAGACAUCAGUAUUAUGGUAAGUUUGAAGUAAAAUUUUCAAUAUAUAGGACAAAUGAGUUUUCAUAUUUGUCGUAGUUUAAAUUUUAUUUGUUUUUUAUAUUAGAUUGUACAUUAUAUUCUGUCAACAUUUAGCAAACUAAUUUCUUUGUAUGAUUGCAUGGCGAUAAAAUAUAUAAUAGUUUUGUUUGUGGAAACACCACGUAAAUUUAUUCCUGCAAAGCUUUCGAUCCGUAAGCCCGGAUCUUCAUGAAGAUCCGGGCUUAUGGAUGGAAAGCUUUGCAGUAAUAAAUUUACGUGGCGUUUCCACAAACAAAACUAUUAUAUUUAGCAAAUUGUUCGCUCGGUUGUUUACAUAUGUUGUUGCUAAAAAGUAUAAUUUUCCUUUUUUAUUUCUCAAAUGGAUCAGUUUAAUCAUCAGAAUGGCCCCAAUUAAGCUGUAGACAGCAAUACACAGGCUUAGUGAUCGUGCAAAGAGGUACAAAAGUGAAGUUAGAUUCUGCAACAACCCCUCGCCUAUAUUUUCCAAUCAUUGUUUCAACAUGAAGUAUUUGUGAUUAUGCCAACACUGAAUGCAGGCUUAUGUUGCCACGUCAUGUUAGCCAUGGCAACACGAUAAUUGUUUUUUUUUAACUAUUUUGUACAAAACUGAAAAAAAUAAAUGAAACUUGUACACUUUAAAUACAGAACUAUAAAUGUCUAAAAUGUAUAAAGUGGGUAUAUCAUUUUGCUUUCUAUGGGCUAUAUUUUAAUGUACAAUUUGAACGAAACUCUACGUGAAAUGUUUCUAAAUGUGAAUUGAAUGAAUGUAUAAAAGCCCCCUAAACUCUUCAACUCGAGCUUCAACUUACAGUAUUACUCGCACUUUCAAUGAAAUAAAUUUAGUACUACAGGUCGCUAAUGAAAAUAAUGCUUUCCUUUUCAUCAUGAACUUCUACAAAAGUUAAUUUAACUAAGAAAUUUUCGCACACAAUCCAUAGAAAAGACUUGAAGAACAAAAAUGUGUAUAAUAAUACAAAUUCAUUUAUAAACAUUUGAAACAAACUCGCCUUAUGCAGUACUUCAAGAUUUUUCAUACUAAAUCAAUUCUUAAUGUUUACUUUUAAAAGUUAAAAAAAGUUUUAUAAUUUGUUAUGUGAAACAAUCUUCCAAGCUUAACUUACCAAGCAUGCACACAAAAAGUGGGUACACUAGUUAUUAAAAUGAGUGCUGGCGCCAUAAUUCAUUGCCGUUCGUUAAAAGUAAUUUCAAAUGUAGCCAGUUUACAGGUGUUUACUCAACUAAAGUAAACUACUACUAAACGUAACUUCACGUGUUUUUUUAAAUUUUUGCCUCCUUCAUUCCUGGAAAACACCCAUAUUUUGAGAUCAGUGAGAUGACCGCCCGUAUACCAUGCGCCCACAAUAUUUGAAGAACUUUAGACUUCGCUAGUGCGUUCCUUUCAACGAAAGCAAAUAGCCGGGUGGAAUUAGUACCUUCGCCCUAGGCCACCAGAGUAGCGAGCGAAACAUGUCUGUCAAGUGCAUUGAACUAUACAUAAGUAAACUGGAACGAUAAGUUUACCGCCAUCUUUGAAGCCGGCCAUUAGUGUUUUCUGCAGUAGCCUCCUUUUUUACCGAAAAUGACUGCGAAAAAUACAGCUUCAAAAUCGUUAAUAUUUUCUCACUUUUACUUCUUUCAAGGCAUUUUUAUUUAUCCUAGAGCACACUUAGACAACACAACUUCUAUCUAAGGCACAUAAAAUAAGCAAAUAUUGUUUAACUCAAUUCGAUCCGCCAAUAUUAAUUUCCGACGUAUAUGACGGGAAGAUUAAAUAUUAAAGAACUUCGCGAGUAUUUGCAGUAGACAUACGAAAAUACCACCAAAAAAUUCCGCUUGAUCGAUACUAUAUAUUCGGAAAUAUUCAUAUAAUUUUAUUGUUUCUCGCUCAAUUUCAAGCGAAUUUCUUACCUUGAAAUGAUCAAUGCGGUGAAAUUUAUGCAAAUGACACAUUAUCAAUUUUGCUGUUGCAUUUUGAAUGUUCCGCCUGAUUCAAAUGCUCGUCUUUUUGCUUCUUUUCAACGUAUAAUAAUAACAAAUAUACCAAAAGAAUCGCCAUCUUCCAUUCUAUAGCUCGGAGCAGUCUCGGGAAAUUGCGAAAUAAUCUAAGCCUAUUAUGGCAAUUCUCGUGAUCGGAAAGUGUUCGGCCAACUUCGGACGCCAAAUUCUUGGUAAAGCAUUACAGUUUCCUGGUAAAAGACUGCAGGAAUCACUUCUGGAGUGUUUGUUUACCCUAGAUACGGAUUUUGAUUGGCUUAGGCAGAAAAACAAAUCUUUUAGAGCAAUUUUCCUGAUUAUCGCGCACGGGAACGCACGAGCGUUGAAAUGUAUUGUGUUGUAGUUUUGUUUGAAUCGCAUUCUGAAGACGUUUUUGGCUUUAUUUUGCAAACUGAUAGUGCUAGUAAUGAUGGAAUGUCUUCGUAUGAAGACAAGUAUCUCAACCUGGCAUUGGGAGUCGUGUCUGGAGUUUCAAGGCAAGUAUUUGUAUAAUUUCUAGACAAUUUCAAUGUUUUGCCGUUGCCAUGGCGUUGUAAAUUUAUUUGUAUUUAGUAUAGCUUCACUAGUACGACCAGGUAUGUCCUCAUAUCGCUUUUUUGUGUUGAAAUAAUCGUUUCAUACUGAAAUUGACAAAUACAAAUGGUAUUUAUUUAUAUUGUUGACGAAAAUUUAUGGUGUUUUAGGCAUAAAAAUCUCUGAUUCCUAGGCGAAGUAAAAUGAGCCUUGAGCACAUGUUUGGUUGUUUGUUACAUACAUAAUAGCCAAGUAUUCAUACUUAUAUCUUACUAGUUGGCUCUUAUUAUAAUUUUAAGUGGCACCAUGUCUAUAAAAGUUUUUAUUCACACUGAUGAAUAUAUUGAUCCUGUUUCUAUCUGCUGUUCCUGUUUCAUAGCCUCAGGGAAGUAGAGUUCUGAUGAGUCAUGAGAACCCCACUCACCAACCCAGAGGGAAGGUAGGGGGAUGAGUAGAGGUAGAGGGAAGCCCAACCAUUAGGACCUAAGGUUUCGAAAGCUCCCUCUCUAGCAUCCCCACUAGGCCCCAUAGUACAUGACGGAUAUGAUGAUCCUGACGCCAGGAAUGUUCUCCCAGAUUUUGCUCCUCACUGACAUGUCCGGGAUCCAUUCUGAUCAACUGUGAGCUUGAGUUCAUUCGGCUCAAUGAACUGUGAGCUUGAGUUCAUUCGACUCUUUUUUACUAAGGGAAUGCUUCAGGAGGUAGUUUCCUGGCCAUACCAGUACAUAUGCCCACAUACAAAUAACUCAAAAGUUAUCCCCAUAUACUAAUAAAGAAGGGUCUUGCAGUCCACCAACCUUGAGAGGUUGAUUGCCUUUUAGUAUAAUAUGCAGGUUUGCUAAAGGUCGACAGUGAGAUUGAAAAUUAUUGGAGUGUAAAAACCUUAUAUCAUGGUCUGUGGGCAAUAGACAUAAUUUCUCGGGUUAGGUACAAAGCGCUUAUGGCGUUUGCGAAUAUGGUAGAUCCUGUACUAAAGACUACAGCAAUAAACUGCAUCAACAACUGUACCAGCCGUCACAGAAUAUUGUUGUUGCAGACAAACACACUGUCAAAUCAAGAAAUAGGUUGGGGGUUAGGCAGUUCAUGAAAGCUAGAUGACCUACUAUGUGGGGAAUAAAUCUGUGGGUUGCUGCAGACAAUCCUAAUGGUUAUAUUGCGACUUUGAAAUUUAUACAGGAAGAAGUCCAGAUAUUCAUCGCAACAGAUUUGGGUAUGACAUGGUGAUCUGAUAUCAGUUUGGUUACAGCCUUAGGUCUUUUGUAGUACAAUAUAAAGGAAAUAUUUUCACCACAUAAUCCAAUUAUGUGCUUUGGCAAACAUUACUGCUUUAGCAAACAUUACUGCCUUGGAAAACAUUACUUUUUUAUAACUACUAAUUAUGAUGAUGCCAGUCCAACAACACUUGGUCAUGCUAUUUGCAAAUAUUUUCAUGCUCUAGAUUGUGAAAACAAUCAAUUUCUAAACAAAUGAGUAGUGAUUAUUUCAAAUUUGAAUAGCAUGACCAAAUUUUGAGGCUGGUUAUGACACUAAUAACUAAAGUCAAUGGUGUAAUGAUUAUCUAAGAAUGUAUGUAGUAAUUAUAGAAAUAAAGACAUUUUGCUAAUCAUGAUUUGAGUGUUCUUUUGUGGGUAUCACAGACUUAUUUUGGUGCCAUACUAUCUUUGGAGAGUAAGAAAUAUUGGAAAUUUGUAUUGAUAACAUGUUGCAGCGAUAAAAAAGGACCUUUGAUAAAGGUAUUUGUUUCAUGUGAGCACAAAAUGUAAAUUUUACUCCACUACCUGGUUUAUAUAAAAAUUCAAUAAAAAUAUUUCUAUUUAUGCUACAUGCAUGAAACUUCGGGUACUUGUAGAUCAUAACCGUGUCUUUCAGUCAUAUUCAUAAAAUUUUUUGACAUAUUUGAAAUUUGAACCGCUAAAUACAUUUAUGCAUAAUUGCAACAUUUUUUAUAUCAUAAUUUAUGCAAAUUUAUGCGAGUAAAUCGUUAACCAAGCUCCGGAUGAAAUUGAAAUUGGUAUCGUUGGAAAGCAGAAGUCCUCCUCUUUCGAACGGUACAAUUUCUGUUUCCGUGCGAUGUAUAGUUUGAGAGAUAUAAGCGUUUGAAACAACACCACUCGAAAUUACUACUUUUCCACCGGAUGAGAAUGAGUUAAUUAACUACCGAAAUAUGACACGAAAAAACGAAACUCGGCAAAAAACCGCGCCGAAAUUUAUUGUUUUUCUGAGUUUUUAGGCUUUCCACAAAGAGUUCAGACACUAUUUUUUACAAUUUAUGUUGAAAAAUCUUAGAUACGGUUGAUAAUGGAUGUUCAAAUAUCCAGAAACGUACUUUAAGUUAAAAUUAAGGAUUAAAUUAGUAAAAAUACUUAGUGAAAAAUUUGUGUAUUUUUUCGAAAACAUACCUGCGAACAGGCUAUGCUUGAAUUCCCGAAAUUUGGCUUCACCCAUACAUAGGCCUUUAUCAUAGGAGUUAUCGCUCCAGUUUACUUAUAGUUCAAUGGUCAAGUGAUAAGUUCGUAAUAAACAAUUAUUCGCCUCAGGCUCGGUGAUUAUCGAGGAAUAUUCGCCCAGAUGAAGUGAAUAUUCCCCCAUAAUCACCGAGCCUGCAUAAGGUGAAUAAUUGUUUUAGUAUUUUUACACAAGUCUCUUGUGUUUUUGGGACUGAAUUUUUUAAAAUUUCGCUUAUUUCUUUAUCAGAAACUUCCACAAAACGGCUAGCCACCAUUUUGAAAAUUUCGGUUUUGUUAUUUUCACCUGUAGGUGAAUAUAACAGCUUAAUACGUCAAAUUUGACCAAUGAACGUGUAGGAUUUGUUAUGUUCACUUGUGCAAAAAUACAAAUACAAUUUAUUGAAAAUCCCUUUACUUUGUAAGUGAUUUUUUGUACUUAACUUAUUUAUUCAAUUAUUCAUUUAUAUAGCAAAUAAAAGAAGCCCACAGAAAUCUCCAAAGAAGAAAAAAAUACAUUUCUUGCCUAGAGAAACCCAAGCUCUCAUGAAAGCUACGGAAGCAUUUUAUAAAGAAGGCAACUUUGAUCCUGACGCUAUUUGGCAAUGCAUUAAUAAUGAUGAAGCUUGUCAAAAAUUAAAAAUAACCGAGAAGUACGGUAAAAUGCAGCUGCGCAAUAAAGUAAAGAGGUAUGCCAAAGCAAGAAAAUUAUAUUAG
This is a messenger RNA of Paramuricea clavata, 8496 nucleotides long. The record is from the annotation of a GenBank genome assembly. NCBI's taxonomy places the organism in Eukaryota, Metazoa, Cnidaria, Anthozoa, Malacalcyonacea, Plexauridae.